Messenger RNA from Stegostoma tigrinum, 5543 nucleotides. RefSeq names its product homeobox B6a (gene hoxb6a). Gene Ontology annotation, cellular component: nucleus. The record is from RefSeq and is a predicted model, not a curated record. Lineage: Eukaryota; Metazoa; Chordata; Chondrichthyes; Orectolobiformes; Stegostomatidae. Gene Ontology annotation, molecular function: RNA polymerase II cis-regulatory region sequence-specific DNA binding; DNA-binding transcription factor activity, RNA polymerase II-specific. The coding region runs from base 4165 to 4983 and encodes 272 amino acids. Gene Ontology annotation, biological process: anterior/posterior pattern specification; regulation of transcription by RNA polymerase II. The transcript has 2 exons.
UGAAUAUUGCAUAUAUUCAUUAUUGGAUUUUUCAACAAUUGUAACAAAUGACCGUGCAGAAUUUCAGCGAAUGGUGAGAAAAUGGAGACUUGUUGACUUCAGUUAGAAAAUAUUUAGCUGCAUUUUAAUGACAAUAAGUUCGUGCUCAGAGGCUUCAAUUUGAAUAAUGUGAAAGUUAUUUCCUUAAUUUAACCGGAAGACCGCAAGUUUGGGAAUUGAUGGCAAGCGAUUCUAUUUCAGAUCUCUGUUACAUAGUUAGAAAACCUGGUAUCCAGUGUCGCGGUGGCGUGUUGACAAGAUUUUUAAUUGUGGUCGAGCAUGAGUUUUGCUAAGUAGUAAGGCUAAACGAGCUUCGGUGAUUGUGAAUCUUUUCUCGAGCGUCGCUCAUUACGUGAACAUUUUUUUAAAAUCAAGAACAGCAAUUAGGACGGGCAGUGUCACUAAGACUAACGCACUGACGUAUUGCAGCUAUGCUGUAAUAAUAAUACUUCCCCCAAUUGUGCUUCACGAUUGUUAAUAAUUUGUUCUCAGUCAACUACUUGCUUCUGGAGUUACAAAUUCAAACGUUUAUGAUGUGCGACGGCUUCUUUUUUCUGUUGGGGAGCAUUAAGGUUUCAGCUUACACAGUUAAUGGGUAACAGUCUGAUGAUAUAAUAUAAGAUGGCGUUUAGAUGACCGUGGUUUAGAAUGUUUAGCAACCAAGAGGCCCAGUAGUUCUGCAUUGAUAUAAUGUAAAUCUAUCACAGUUUUUGCUGGGGGCAGGGAAACAGGAUUUGUUGCUCUCUGCUGCCACCCUGCGUUCCAUUCCGCCGAGGAAAUAGGGAGCAAAAGAGAUGCACUCUGUUAUCUGCAAAUUUUGCAAACGAUCUAAGCUGUGUGAAUGAGUACCUAUGUUGUAUACAUGCAAUUUGUGUGUGUGUGCGCGCGCGCGCCUGUGUGCAUGUGCAUGUGGUGGGGGGGGGGGCGAUUGCGGGUAAUAUACAUGUUUAUAAACAACUGAAUAAAUUAGCAGUGGUUAUCAUUAUUGGUGUCUAGGAAGUUACAAAUUUGCUUUCGCUUUACUUCUGUGACUCAAUGCAAUAAUUGUACUAACUAGAAUGAAACUGUAUGCUUGUGGUUUUAUUGUUUUUGGUUGCUCCCUUUAAAAAAGGAAACCAUGAAACUAGUAUACGCAAAAGAUGCAGUUCACUGUAAUCUUUACGUGGUGAUUUGCCAGUGUGUAAAUGCAUUGUAAUCGGCAUAGUCUUUCCUCACAAACGUUUUACCUUAAUAGCAGCCAAUGGGUAUUAAAGAGAACGGCUUUAGAUGAAAGGUUAUUGACUAAAUCGAAUUUUGUGUCAACGUUAAUCCGCAGUUGAGAUUUGUAAAACUCUCGUGUAAACAGAUCUCUUUGGAAUAAAUUCUUGUCUCUAUCGGCUUAGCAGCAAAUUGUGAACAAGGCCCAAAUUUGCUAUACAUCCCUGGACAGAUAGCAACACUGCAAACCAGUCUUCUUAUGUGCUAGACUCCUCCUUCGCUGCGUAAACACAGCGGUUGUAAACGAAUUUCUGCCUUUAAUGUCCCGGCUCAUAAACAAUAAACAAGAAACACAGUACUGCUACCAGCCCCUUUAAUUUUACCUUCCCACACUUUCAAAGGGUAUUUUAUAUUCCCUUCAUGACAAAGAGAUGUUGAAAUUGACACGGAAAGUAAAUAGUGACCUCGCUCACAGUAAAAGGCAACAUAGCCGGGAUGGAAGGAAUACCGAAGACUUAAGCCGUAAAAUGCUCGUUGAAACGAGCAAAUGCCAAGUUUGCUUUUGAAAAAGUAUCUCAUCCAAAAAAAAGACUUACAAUUCGAUGAAAGCAUUCACAUCUUCAAUAGCAGCUACGAUAAAAUUUGGAAACGCAACGUUGAAUAAUUGAGCUCCAGAACAAGUCUCAACAUUGCAAUAUGUGUCCUGCCUACUUAUUCUGAACUUAGUUUUGAAUGCAUUUGUUAAUAAAUGCAACAAAACUUACACUGCUUUUAAAUCACCCUGAUAACUUGCAACGAUGAAGGCAAUCAAAUUUUACAGUAUCAGUUAUUUUAAGAAUAAAACUGAUGAAACCAAACCAACUUACAGUUACGUAGACAUGUAUACUUGGAGAUUUUAGUGCCUGGAAGUGAAAAUAUAGAAGAUUUGACAUCAGAUUGUGACUGGUUUAAAGCAGUUGUCUCCGAAUAUGAAAGUCAUUUUUAAAGUUGCAGUGUAUAUGCAGACUCUUAUCACUGUUCAAAGCUUUCAUAAAAAUUAGGACAUUGAUGACACUUCUUUAGAAAUAAAACGCAAAGUAAAUAUCUUAGCUCGAGAUGUGAGAUGGAGCCAUUAGGUCUGAAUCUAGUAACGGCCAUUUCUUCAAAGAAUUUCAUACAAGGAAUUUGCCAGGUGGGAAAAAAAAGCUUUAUCACCUCGUAUUGAAUUCUUCUUUCUCACCAUAUUCAACCCAUCAUGUUUCUUAGCAAGAAAACGACCUGCUUCUUAAAAUGAAGUGGUCUUUAGCAAUAAGGUUUUCUUUAAUUUCUUACCACUCAGCUUAUGAUUCCUUGAAACAGAUGUUUGAAACCAGGAAGUGGUGCCUUCCAGAGGAACUGCUAAAAAUAAAUCCUUAAUGUCCAACAUAAACUCUCUGACACUUGUAGCAUUUCAGAUUAUACACGAAAAAAAUUACGUCUACUUGAAAUCUAUUUGUGAGUUUUUGUCUAAAGUAAAAAAAAAUCAAAACUAAUUUUGUUUUAGACAGAAAUCGUUUGGUAGACAGUCGGAUGCAGCCUGUUCUGUGUCGUCAUAUUUUUAAAAUGAUGACAUUUGCAAAUAAAUCUAGGAGACACGGAUAAGAGAACUGAGAUUUGAACAAAUAAACGUUACGAGUAUAAAUAUUACAACGCAACUAUUUUAUUUCAAUAAGGCAUGAUGUAAGAGUACAGUAAAAUAUCACAUACAGAAGACGGAACACCAACUUUCAAUGAUAUCUGACGUGUGUGCACCAAACUAGUUAUGUGAACGCUUGCAGGCUGUGCGUAGUCCUCAAUAUCGCCCAGUUAUCUAUUAAGCACUUAACGCAACUGACCUUCAGAAAUAUUCGUCCGCACUUGUUUAAAUACAUGGGAUUAGUCUGUAAAUGGUGCACUCAAUCAGCUAAAUAGAACAUAUUUACAUAUCCCCAUACUUUCGUCAGACAAAAUCCCGUCUUGUUGUCCUUGGUCGCAGCUACGGUCUCACUUUAAAAGGCGCAACUGUCUAACAUUUGGGGUUUUAACUCUUUUCAAACCAUUUUCUGUACGCUCUGAGUUUGUCUUUAUGGCAGUUUUACACGAAAUUACCCUUCACAUACUUUUUUUUUCCGGAAACUUUGAAAGAGUACAACUAUAGUUGUACAUUCAUCGUGGCGCUUGUUUUGUGACCUACUCCGCUGGUGCCUUUUCAGGGAUUUGAUUUAGUUGUCUUUUCAUUUUGGAAAGUUUCUUCCGUUCGGUUUGUGGUUUCAAUUAAAGAUUAAAAGUUUGUAUUGAGAUCCCCUGUUCGUGCCUCAAAAUUAAACCGCAUUCGCCGAAUCACAUUCUUAUACAGAGUGAACUGCAACAGAAGCACAACAAACAGCCAUCAGGAAUUCUGGAGUUGCAUAAUAUACAAGCCACCGAGAAAUUUUUAUACAUCCAUCGAAAUAUGCGAACGAAAUCGUGUGGCAACUAACGCUCAGAGUUGGAAAUAUUAAUGGAAACAUCUUGAAUGCAGCUUGAAUUAUACAGCCACAAUCCAAGACAGACCAUUAAGAAGCAUAAAACCGCGCUCCGAUUUAAAGGGAGAAAGCAAUAAAAAUGAGUUAAUAAGUGUUUAGUGAAUUAUCUGAAUACAAGGACAAUGGACGACGUUGUAUUUUGCUUGUUUGUUUAGUUUGAAUGGCGAAGUUAUUUCGCUGUCUUAUCAGUGCACAGAUGCGUUAAUUUAAACAUUCUUGCACAUUUUAUUCAUUUCAGUACACAAUGAAUCUAAAGAUUAUGCGUGUUUAUGUCUCUCUCUCUAUGUUUGGGAUUUUUUCCCAUCACAUGUGCCGGUUUCUGCUAGCCUCUCUGAUUCAUGGAUAAGUCCCUCAUGGGUACUAUUUUCCUAUCAAACAGUAUUGCCAUUGGUCAGUCGAUGAUCAGAUGGUUAUAUUUCCUGCUGUCCUUUCUGGCACUUGGCCAUCCCGAAUCAAACCCAUCUCGCUAACUGCUAAUAGCACAGGCACUUGGACUAAUACACAACAAAUCAUAACAGAGCACAGCCAACAAAUGAGUUCGUAUUUUGUGAACUCCACUUUCCCGUCCACUUUUGCUAGUGGACAAGAGUCCUUCCUUGGGCAGAUUCCGCUAUAUUCAUCCAGUUACGACCCUUUAAGACAUUACUCCGCCACAUAUGGGGCUACAAGCAUGCAGGAUAAAAGCUACCCGUCACCCUCCUACUACCAACAAGCCAACGGAGCGUAUGCGUGCAAUCGGACACCCUGUGAUUAUGGUGCCCCCAGUUUUUACCGGGAAAAAGACCCUUCAUGCGGCGCUUCCUCCACCAGCUCCAAAUAUCACUCAAUGGAAGAUGCAACACAUUUUAACGCGGAACAGCGCAAAUUCGAGUGUGCACAAAACAGAAUUUUAUAUGGAGAGGUGGAUGAUCAGAAGAGUUCGCUCCCAGUGUACCCUUGGAUGCAAAGAAUGAACUCCAGUGGUGCCUCAGCUUUUAACCCAAACGGACGGCGCGGGCGGCAAACCUACACUAGAUAUCAAACUCUAGAGCUGGAAAAGGAAUUCCACUUUAACCGCUACUUGACCAGAAGACGCCGGAUAGAGAUUGCACACGCACUUUGCCUCACAGAACGCCAGAUCAAAAUUUGGUUUCAGAACAGGCGAAUGAAAUGGAAAAAAGAGAACAAAUUGCUGGGCUCCUCGCAAUUAAGCGGAGAAGAAACAGAAGAAAAAUCGACAGAGUGAAAAUAACAAGAUACAGAAAAGGAAGAGAACGCUGUGCAGUUCUUUAAUUGAAAAUAAAAAAAAAUCGAAGUUUACAAUUUGUUUGCUGUUGCGCACCAGUGGAGUUGUAUAUUUCUGUAUUUGUUGUGAGAUUUAUUAUAAAGUUAUGCAUUCCUAUGGUUUAGCCAAGCAGGCAAUGUUUCACAUUGGUGUCAAUAGUUUUAAAACAUUAGCAUUCCAUUAAUUCUGUAUCUCAAUUGAGCUGUUGCAAUAUUGUGAUUUUUUGACGUUCGUCUCAGCUCUCUAGUUUAAAGAUAGUGUAUGUUUUUGUGCACUGUGAACAACUAUUUUUGAUUUAUUUUAUGUAUGCGUGCGUGUGUGGAAAUGAGUGUGCGUGCGUGAGUAAAUUACACAAUGAGGUUUUAAUAUUGUAUUUUGGUUUGUUUUCGUAACGGAGAGAGGAAAAUAAAAGCAAACGUCUUAAGAAUUGAGUAAGAGGUUAUUUUUUUAUUUGCGUUUCUUUUAAAAUUAAUGUGAUUGUAGCAUGCGUCAUAUAUUUCAAAGGCCGAGCGUCCUUAUCU